CUCCUUCAGCACAAUUUUAGACAAGAAUUGAAGGAAACUUUGUAAUUACAUUUUGGGGAGUAUCCAGAAUCAGAAUUAGAGAUGGCAGGGCAACAAUUAGGAGUGCUGAAUGCACUCGAUGUUGCAAAGACACAGUGGUACCAUUUCACAGCAAUUGUGAUUGCUGGCAUGGGAUUUUUCACAGAUGCCUAUGAUCUUUUCUGCAUCUCCCUUGUCACCAAGUUGCUUGGGAGGAUAUACUACACAGAUAUAAAAGAUCCAAAGCCUGGUGUUCUGCCUCCAAAUGUUCAAGCUGCUGUGACAGGUGUCGCGCUAUGUGGCACUCUAGCAGGCCAGCUUUUCUUUGGUUGGCUUGGUGACAAGAUGGGAAGGAAGAGGGUCUAUGGACUAACCCUCAUGCUCAUGGUGGUUUGUUCCAUUGCCUCUGGCCUCUCUUUCGGAUCUAGCGCGAAGGGUGUUAUAGCAACCCUUUGUUUCUUCAGGUUCUGGCUUGGCUUUGGGAUUGGUGGCGACUACCCUCUUUCGGCUACAAUCAUGUCUGAGUAUGCCAAUAAGAAGACAAGAGGAGCCUUCAUUGCUGCGGUGUUUGCUAUGCAAGGAUUUGGGAUCCUUGCUGGUGGAAUUGUGGCCUUGAUUGUCUCAUCUUCAUUUGACCAUCACUACAAGGUCCCUACUUAUAAAGAAAAUCCACAAGCAUCAUUGGUGCUGCCUGCAUUUGAUUAUGUUUGGCGCAUCAUCUUGAUGUUUGGUGCUGUGCCGGCUGCUCUGACUUACUACUGGCGUAUGAAGAUGCCUGAGACGGCUCGUUACACAGCUCUUGUUGCCAAGAAUGCUAAACAAGCCGCCUCGGACAUGUCCAAGGUGCUACAAGUUGAUCUUGAAGCUGAGGAGGAGAAGGUGAAAGAAAUUACAGAGAGUCAAACCCAAAAGUUUGGCUUGUUCAGCAAGGAAUUUGCCAAGCGCCACGGCUUGCACUUGUUGGGAACCACAACCACUUGGUUCUUGUUGGACAUUGCUUUCUACAGUCAGAAUCUAUUCCAGAAGGACAUUUUCAGUGCCAUUGGAUGGAUCCCACCUUCCCAAAAUAUGAACGCAAUCCAUGAGGUUUAUAGAAUUGCAAGAGCACAAACACUCAUUGCACUAUGCAGUACUGUACCAGGGUACUGGUUUACAGUGGCCUUCAUCGAUUACAUGGGACGAUUUGCCAUCCAAUUGAUGGGUUUCAUCUUCAUGACAAUCUUCAUGUUCGCACUCGCCAUACCAUAUGAUCACUGGACUAAGAAAGAGAACAGAAUUGGGUUUGUAGUGAUGUACUCACUGACCUUCUUCUUCUCAAACUUUGGUCCCAACGCAACCACAUUUGUUGUCCCAGCGGAGAUUUUCCCAGCGAGAUUGAGGUCUACUUGUCAUGGAAUCUCAGCAGCUGCAGGUAAAGCCGGAGCCAUUGUAGGUGCAUUCGGAUUCUUGUAUGCUUCGCAAAGCAAGGACCCGAAGAAGACUGACAAGGGAUACCCAACUGGUAUCGGUGUCAAGAACUCCCUCAUUAUGCUUGGUGUCAUCAACUUUUUGGGAAUUAUAUUCACCUUGUUGGUGCCAGAAUCAAAGGGAAAAUCACUGGAAGAGUUGAGUGGGGAGAAUGAAGAUGAAGGUGCUGAGGCUAUUGAGAUGCAAGGAUCUGCUAGGACAGUUCCAGUUUAAUCAAAGUGUUUAAAAAGUAUAUGCUUUUUGUUGUAAUGUGAAAAUUUUAAUUUCUGAUAUUCUCCACUGUAAGAUGCAUAAUAAUUAUGUAGAUAUUUGCUUUUGUGUGUGAACAUUUCAAAUUCAAUGUCAUUGAAGAGGGUUCAUCAUGUGUUUCAAUCUUUUUAA
Arachis ipaensis is the source of this 1866-nucleotide messenger RNA. Its product is annotated as low affinity inorganic phosphate transporter 1. The record is from RefSeq and is a predicted model, not a curated record. Gene Ontology annotation, biological process: phosphate ion transport; transmembrane transport. NCBI's taxonomy places the organism in Eukaryota, Viridiplantae, Streptophyta, Magnoliopsida, Fabales, Fabaceae. Gene Ontology annotation, molecular function: phosphate transmembrane transporter activity. Gene Ontology annotation, cellular component: membrane.